Molecule: messenger RNA, 14342 nt
Organism: Rhinichthys klamathensis goyatoka
Lineage: Eukaryota; Metazoa; Chordata; Actinopteri; Cypriniformes; Leuciscidae
Gene: dync1h1
Product: dynein, cytoplasmic 1, heavy chain 1
Exons: 78
Coding region: 107-14032 (4641 amino acids)
Biological process (GO): microtubule-based movement
Cellular component (GO): dynein complex
Molecular function (GO): dynein light intermediate chain binding; ATP binding; ATP hydrolysis activity
Source: RefSeq, a predicted model, not a curated record
GCGCUGGUCAUUACGGUGAUGUGACAGAGUCCGUGAUACAGCGCGAUCUCUCUCACAGCUUACUCAUCGGUUAAUCUCGGUUAGUCUCGGCUCAUUGUGCAGGGAAAUGUCUGACAGUGGCGGGGGAGAGGACGGUGGCGGUGUGAUGGAGGGUUCUGCUGCCGUACACACAGUGGCGGACGCCUCAGUGCUGCAGAAACACAUCCGAAAGCUCGUGCCACUGCUCCUGGAAGAUGGCGGAGACGCGCCCGCGGGCCUCGAGAGCGCGCUGGAGGAGAAGAGCGCGCUCGAGCAGAUGAAAAAGUUCCUGUCAGAUCCACAGAUUCACUCGAUUCUGGUGGAACGGAACGCGCUGAAAGAGGAUGUUGGCGAUGAAGGCGAGGAGGAGCGCGAGUGCAUUUCCUACAGCGUUAGCAUCGACAUCCACUACGGGCUCAAAUCUAACAGCCUGGCGUUGAUCAAGCGUACGGGAGUCAUCGACGCGGAUAAACCGAUCUCCACACAGGUGCGUGUUCUGACGCUCAGCGAAGACUCCCCGUACGAGACCCUGCACUCCUUCAUCAGCAAUGCGGUCGCUCCGUACUUCAAAUCCUACAUCCGGGAGUCUGGCAAAGCCGACAGGGAUGGAGAUAAAAUGGCCCCGUCGGUGGAGAAGAAGAUCGCGGAGCUGGAGAUGGGGCUGCUGCACCUCCAGCAGAACAUCGAGAUCCCCGAGAUCAGUCUGCUCAUACACCCCACCAUCAGCAACGUGGCCAAGCAGUGCUACGAGCGCGCAGAGAAGCCCAAGGUCACCGACUUCGGGGAUAAGGUGGAGGAUCCCAGCUUCCUGAACCAGCUGCAGUCCGGCGUCAACCGCUGGAUCCGGGAGAUACAGAAGGUGACGAAGCUGGACCGGGACCCGGCCUCGGGAACGGCCCUGCAGGAGAUCAGCUUCUGGCUGAACCUGGAGCGCGCGCUGAACCGGAUCCAGGAGAAGAGGGAGAGCCCCGAGGUGCUGCUCACGCUCGACAUCCUGAAGCACGGCAAGCGCUUCCACGCCACCGUCAGCUUCGACACCGACACAGGGCUAAAGCAGGCUGUGGAGACGGUGAACGAUUACAACCCGCUGAUGAAGGACUUCCCCCUCAACGACCUGCUGUCGGCCACCGAGCUGGACAAGAUCCGGCAGGCGCUGGUGGCCAUCUUCACUCACCUCCGCAAGAUCCGCAACACCAAGUACCCGAUCCAGCGAGCGCUGCGUCUGGUGGAGGCCAUCUCCCGGGACCUGAGCUCGCAGCUGCUGAAGGUGCUGGGCACACGCAAGCUCAUGCACGUGGCCUACGAGGAGUUCGAGAAGGUGAUGGUGGCGUGUUUCGAGGUGUUCCAGACGUGGGAGGACGAGUACGAGAAGCUGCAGGUGCUGCUGAGGGACAUCGUGAAGAGGAAGCGGGAGGAGAACCUGAAGAUGGUGUGGCGUCUGAGUCCUGCGCACCGCAAGCUGCAGGCCCGGCUGGACCACAUGAGGCGCUUCAGACGCCAGCACGAGCAGCUCCGGGCCGUCAUCGUGCGCGUGCUGCGGCCUCAGGUGUCCGCCGUGUCCCAGCAUGCUCAGGGAGAGACCGCCGAGCCGGCCGAUCUGAAGGUGGCCGAGGUUCUGUUCGACGCUGCGGACGCGAACGCCAUCGAGGAGGUCAAUCUGGCGUACGAGAACGUGAAGGAGGUGGACGGCCUGGACGUGUCGAAGGAGGGCAUGGAGGCGUGGGAGGCGGCCAUGAAGCGCUACGACGAGCGCAUCGACCGCGUGGAGACGCGCAUCACGGCCCGCCUGCGCGACCAGCUGGGCACCGCCAAGAACGCCAACGAGAUGUUCCGCAUAUUCUCCCGCUUCAACGCCCUGUUCGUGCGGCCGCACAUCCGCGGAGCCAUCCGCGAGUACCAGACGCAGCUCAUCCAGCGCGUCAAAGACGACAUCGAGUCCCUGCACGACAAGUUCAAGGUGCAGUAUCCUCAGAGCCAGUCCUGCAAGAUGAGCCACGUGCGGGACCUGCCGCCCGUCUCCGGCUCCAUCAUCUGGGCCAAGCAGAUCGACCGGCAGCUCACGGCCUACAUGAAGCGCGUGGAGGACGUGCUCGGCAAGGGCUGGGAGAACCACGUGGAGGGCCUGAAGCUCAAGCAGGACGGCGACAGCUUCCGCGCCAAGCUCAACACGCAGGAGAUCUUCGACGACUGGGCCCGAAAGGUGCAGCAGCGCAACCUGGGCGUGUCGGGCCGCAUCUUCACCAUCGAGAACACGCGCGCGCGCGGGCGCACCGGCACCGUGCUCAAGCUCAAGGUCAACUUCCUCCCCGAGAUCAUCACGCUCUCCAAGGAGGUGCGCAACCUGAAGUGGCUGAGCUUCCGCGUGCCGCUAGCCAUCGUCAACAAGGCCCAUCAGGCUAACCAGCUGUACCCGUUCGCCAUCUCGCUCAUCGAGAGCGUGCGCACGUACGAGCGCACCUGUGAGAAGGUGGAGGAGCGCACCUCCAUCUCGCUGCUCGUGGCCGGCCUGAAGAAGGAGGUGCAGGCGCUCGUCACCGAGGGCAUCUCGCUCGUCUGGGAGUCCUACAAGCUCGACCCGUACGUGCAGCGGCUGGCCGAGACCGUCUUCAACUUCCAGGAAAAGGUGGAUGAUCUCCUUCUGCUCGAGGAGAAGAUUGAUCUGGAGGUGCGUUCGCUAGAAACCUGCAUGUACGAGCAUAAGAUGUUCACGGAGAUCCUGAACCGCAUCCAGAAGGCCGUCGAUGACCUGAACCUGCACUCGUACUCCAAUCUGCCCAUCUGGGUCAACAAGCUGGACAUCGAGAUCGAGCGUAUCCUUGGGGUGCGUCUGCAGGCGGGGCUCAAGGCCUGGACGCAGGUCCUGCGGGGACAGAUGGAGGACAAGGCCGAUGUGGACAUGGACACGGAGGCGCCGCAGCUCAGCCACAAGCCGGGAGGAGACCCCAAGAUUAAGAAUGUCAUCCAUGAAUUGAGGAUCACAAACCAGGUCAUCUAUCUGAACCCGCCGAUCGAAGACUGCCGCUACAGGCUUUACCAGGAAAUGUUCGCUUGGAAGAUGGUCAUUCUGUCUCUGCCCAGAAUCCAGAGUCAGAGAUAUCAGGUCGGUGUUCACUACGAGUUAUCCGAAGAGGAGAAGUUCUACAGGAACGCUCUGACCAGGAUGCCCGACGGCCCGUCUGCCCUGGAGGAGGCGUAUAACGCAGUGAAGGAGAACGUCUCCGAGGUGGAGCAGUACGUCAAGGUGUGGCUGCAGUACCAGUGUCUGUGGGACAUGCAGCCCGAGAACAUCUACAACCGUCUGGGGGAAGACCUCAACAAGUGGCAGGCGCUGCUGGUGCAGAUCCGCAAAGCUCGAGGCACGUUCGACAACGCCGAAACCAGGAAAGAGUUCGGGCCGGUCAUCAUCGACUACGGCAAGGUCCAGUCGAAGGUGAACCUGAAGUACGACUCGUGGCAUAAGGAGGUGCUCAGCAAGUUCGGGCAGAUGCUGGGCAACAACAUGCAGGACUUCCACUCCCAGAUCUCCAAGUCUCGCCAAGAACUGGAGCAGCAUUCGGUGGACACGGCCAGCACCUCUGACGCCGUGACCUUCAUCACGUACGUGCAGACGCUGAAGCGCAAGAUCAAGCAGUUCGAGAAGCAAGUGGACGUGUUCCGCAACGGCCAGCGUCUGCUGGAGAAGCAGCGCUUCCAGUUCCCGCCCUCGUGGCUCUACAUCGACAACAUCGAGGGGGAGUGGGGCGCCUUCAGUGACAUCAUGAAGCGCAAAGACACGGCCAUUCAGCAGCAGGUGGCCAACCUCCAGAUGAAGAUCGUGCAGGAGGACCGAGCGGUGGAGAACCGCACCACUGACCUGCUGUCCGACUGGGAGAAGACCAAACCAGUGGGGGGCAGUCUGCGUCCAGAGGAGGCGCUGCAGUCGCUUACCAUCUACGAGGGCAAGUUUGGGCGUCUGAAAGAUGACCGUGAGAACUGUGCGAAGGCCAAGGAGGCGCUGGAGCUGACGGACACGGGCCUGCUGAGCAGCAGCGAGGAGCGAGUGCAGGUGGCUCUGGAGGAGCUGCAGGAUCUGAAGGGCGUGUGGUCCGAGCUGUCGAAGGUGUGGGAGCAGAUCGACCAGAUGAAGGAGCAGCCGUGGGUCUCGGUGCAGCCGCGCAAGCUGCGGCAGAAUCUGGACGGGCUCCUGAACCAGCUGAAGAACUUCCCCGCCCGCCUGCGCCAGUACGCCUCGUACGAGUACGUGCAGCGGCUGCUCAAGGGCUACAUGAAGGUGAACAUGCUGGUGAUCGAGCUGAAGUCGGAGGCGCUGAAGGACCGGCACUGGAAGCAGCUGAUGAAGCGUCUGCAUGUGAACUGGGUUCUGUCGGAGCUGAGUCUGGGCCAGAUCUGGGACGUGGACCUGCAGAAGAACGAGAUGGUGGUGAAGGACGUGUUGCUGGUGGCUCAGGGGGAGAUGGCCCUCGAGGAGUUCCUCAAACAGAUCCGAGAAGUGUGGAACUCGUACGAGCUCGAUCUGGUCAACUAUCAGAACAAGUGUCGUCUGAUCCGCGGAUGGGACGAUCUGUUCAACCGGGUCAAGGAGCACAUCAACAGUGUGUCUGCCAUGAAGCUCUCCCCGUACUACAAGGUGUUCGAGGAAGACGCUCUGAGCUGGGAGGACAAGCUGAACCGCAUCAUGGCGCUGUUCGACGUGUGGAUCGACGUGCAGCGCCGAUGGGUUUACCUGGAGGGCAUCUUCACCGGCAGCGCAGACAUCAAACACCUGCUCCCCGUGGAGACCCAGCGCUUCCAGAGCAUCAGCACGGAGUUCCUGGCUCUGAUGAAGAAGGUGACCAAGUCUCCUCUGGUCAUGGACGUCCUGAACAUCCAGGGGGUUCAGAGGUCACUGGAGAGACUGGCCGAUCUGCUGGGGAAGAUCCAGAAGGCACUGGGAGAAUAUCUGGAGAGGGAGCGCUCGUCUUUCCCCAGGUUCUACUUCGUGGGCGAUGAGGAUCUGCUGGAGAUCAUUGGCAACAGCAAGAACGUGGCCAAACUGCAGAAGCACUUCAAGAAGAUGUUUGCAGGCGUGUCCAGCAUCCUGCUGAACGAGGACAGCACUGAGGUCCUGGGCAUCUCGUCCCGCGAGGGGGAGGAGGUGUUCUACAAGACGGCGGUGUCCAUCACGGAGCAUCCGAAGAUCAACGAGUGGCUGACGCUGGUGGAGCGUGAGAUGCGUGUGACGCUAGCCAAGCUGCUAGCCGAGUCCGUGACGGAGGUGGCCGCCUUCAACAAGGGCAGCGGCAUCGACCUGAGCACAUACCUGCACUGGAUCGACCGAUACCAGGCCCAGCUGGUGGUUCUGUCGACCCAGAUCGACUGGUCCGAGAACGUGGAGAACGCGCUGACCACGAUCGCCGGCGGAGAGAACAUGGAUCCGCUUCAGGCCGUGCUAGUGAACGUGGAGGCGACGCUAAACCUGCUAGCAGACACCGUCCUGAUGGAGCAGCCGCCGCUGCGCAGGAGGAAGCUGGAGCAUCUGAUCACGGAGCUGGUGCACCAGAGAGACGUGACCCGAGCUCUGAUCAGGAACAAGAUCGACAACCCGAAGUCGUUCGAGUGGCUGAGUCAGAUGCGCUUCUACUUCGACCCGAAGCAGACGGACGUCCUGCAGCAGCUCUCCAUCCAGAUGGCCAACGCCAAGUUCAACUACGGCUUCGAGUACCUGGGCGUGCAGGACAAGCUGGUGCAGACGCCGCUGACGGACCGCUGCUACCUGACCAUGACCCAGGCGCUGGAGGCCCGGCUCGGGGGCUCGCCCUUCGGUCCUGCCGGCACGGGGAAGACGGAGUCGGUGAAGGCUCUCGGACACCAGCUGGGCCGCUUCGUGCUGGUCUUCAACUGCGACGAGACCUUCGACUUCCAGGCGAUGGGCCGCAUCUUCGUGGGCCUGUGUCAGGUGGGAGCCUGGGGCUGCUUCGACGAGUUCAACCGCCUGGAGGAGCGCAUGCUGUCCGCCGUCUCCCAGCAGGUGCAGUACAUCCAGGUGGCGCUGCGGGAGCACAUCAACCCCAACCGAGACCGCAGUGUGCCCGUGACCACUGAGCUGCUGAACAAGCAGGUGAAGGUGAGUGCUGACAUGGCCAUCUUCAUCACCAUGAACCCUGGGUACGCCGGACGCUCCAACCUGCCGGAUAACCUGAAGAAGCUGUUCCGGAGUCUGGCCAUGACCAAGCCGGACCGGCAGCUGAUCGCGCAGGUCAUGCUUUACUCGCAGGGCUUCCGCACCGCAGAGAUCCUCGCCAAGAAGAUCGUGCCGUUCUUCAAGUUGUGUGACGAGCAGCUGUCGUCUCAGUCUCACUACGACUUCGGCCUGCGUGCGCUCAAGAGCGUGCUGAUCAGCGCCGGCAACGUCAAGCGAGAGCGCAUCCAGAAGAUCAAGCGGGAGAAGGGCGAGCGCGGCGAGGUCGUGGACGAGAACGAGAUCGCAGAGAACCUUCCGGAGCAGGAGAUCCUGAUCCAGAGUGUGUGUGAGACGAUGGUGCCGAAGCUGGUGGCGGAGGACAUCCCUCUGCUGUUCAGUCUGCUGUCGGACGUGUUCCCCGGCGUCCAGUACAUGCGCGGCGAGAUGACGGCGCUGCGGGACGAGCUGAAGAAGGUCUGUGCCGAGAUGUACCUGACGUACGGAGACGGAGACGACGUGGGCAGCAUGUGGGUGGAGAAGGUCCUGCAGCUGUACCAGAUCACCCAGAUCAACCACGGGCUGAUGAUGGUGGGCCCGUCGGGCAGUGGGAAGACCAUGGCCUGGAGGGUUCUGCUGAAGGCCCUGGAGCGGCUCGAGGGCCUGGAGGGCGUGGCGCACAUCAUCGACCCCAAGGCCAUCAGCAAAGACCACCUGUACGGCACGCUGGACCCCAACACGCGCGAGUGGACUGACGGGCUCUUCACACACGUGCUCCGCAAGAUCAUUGAUAACGUGCGUGGAGAGCUGCAGAAGAGGCAGUGGAUCAUCUUCGACGGCGAUGUGGAUCCCGAGUGGGUGGAGAACCUGAACUCUGUGCUGGACGACAACAAGCUCCUGACUCUGCCCAACGGAGAGCGCCUCAGCCUGCCGCCCAACGUGCGCAUCAUGUUCGAGGUGCAGGACCUGAAGUACGCCACGCUGGCCACGGUGUCUCGCUGCGGGAUGGUCUGGUUCAGCGAGGACGUUCUCAGCACCGACAUGAUCUUCAACAACUUCCUGGCUCGCCUGCGGAGCAUCCCAUUGGACGAGGGAGAGGACGAGGCUCAGCGAAUGAGGAAGGCCACCGAGGACGAGGGAGACGAGGCCGCCUCACCGAUGCUGCAGAUCCAGAGAGACUCGUCUGCGGUCCUGCAGCCGUACUUCACCUCCACCGGGCUGGUGAUCAAAGCGCUGGAGCACGCCUCCAAGAUGGAGCACAUCAUGGACUUCACCCGCCUGCGCUCGCUCAGCUCGCUGUUCUCCAUGCUGCACCAGGCCUGCCGCAACGUGGCGCUCUACAACAACAACCACCCCGACUUCCCCAUGCCCGUCGACCAGCUGGAGAAGUACAUGCAGAAGUACCUGAUCUACGCAGUGCUGUGGUCGUUCUCGGGCGACAGCCGGCUGAAGAUGAGGGCCGAGCUCGGGGAAUACAUCCGCCGCAUCACCACCGUAUCUCUGCCGUCUGCGCCCAACGUGCCGAUCAUCGACUACGAGGUGUGCAUCACGGGCGAGUGGCAGUCGUGGCAGGGGAAGGUGCCCCAGAUCGAGGUGGAGACCCAUAAGGUGGCGUCCCCUGAUGUGGUGGUGCCCACGCUGGACACGGUGCGGCACGAGGCGCUGCUCUACACAUGGCUGGCCGAACACAAGCCGCUGGUGCUCUGUGGGCCGCCCGGCUCCGGCAAGACCAUGACCCUCUUCAGCGCGCUGAGAGCCCUGCCCGACAUGGAGGUGGUGGGCCUGAACUUCUCGAGCGCCACGACCCCGGAGCUGCUGCUGAAGACGUUCGAUCACUACUGCGAGUACCGCAGGACUCCUAACGGUGUGGUUCUGGCGCCGGUGCAGCUGGGCAAGUGGCUGGUGCUGUUCUGCGACGAGAUCAACCUGCCCGACAUGGACAAGUACGGCACGCAGCGGGUCAUCUCCUUCAUCAGACAGAUGGUGGAGCACGGCGGCUUCUAUCGCACCUCAGACCAGACGUGGGUGAAGCUUGAGCGGAUCCAGUUCGUCGGGGCCUGUAAUCCUCCCACUGACCCGGGCCGGAAGCCUCUCUCUUACAGGUUUUUGCGUCAUGUGCCGGUGGUGUACGUGGACUAUCCCGGGCCGGCCUCACUGACCCAGAUCUACGGCACCUUCAACCGAGCCAUGCUGAGGCUCAUCCCGUCCCUGAGGACCUUCGCUGAGCCGCUCACCGCUGCCAUGGUCGAGUUCUACACCAUGUCUCAGGAGCGGUUCACGCAGGACACGCAGCCGCACUACAUCUACUCCCCGAGAGAGAUGACCCGCUGGGUGCGGGGGAUCUUCGAGGCGCUGAGGCCGCUAGAGACGCUGCCCGUCGAGGGGCUCAUCCGCAUCUGGGCUCACGAGGCGCUCCGACUCUUCCAGGACCGAUUGGUGGAGGACGAGGAGAGACGCUGGACCGAUGAAAACAUCGACAUGGUCGCCUUGAAACACUUUCCCAACAUCGACCGUGACAAAGCCCUCAACAAACCCAUCCUGUACAGCAACUGGCUCUCCAAGGACUACGUGCCCGUGGAGCAGGAGGAGCUGCGCGACUAUGUGAAGGCCAGACUGAAGGUGUUCUACGAGGAGGAGCUGGACGUUCCUCUCGUGCUCUUCAAUGAGGUUCUGGAUCACGUGCUGAGGAUCGACAGAAUCUUCCGUCAGCCGCAGGGUCAUCUUCUCCUGAUCGGGGUCAGCGGAGCCGGGAAGACAACGCUCUCACGCUUCGUGGCCUGGAUGAAUGGACUCAGUGUCUAUCAGAUCAAGGUCCACAGGAAGUACACCGGCGAGGACUUCGACGAAGACCUGCGGACGGUCCUCCGGCGCUCCGGCUGCAAGAACGAGAAGAUCGCCUUCAUCAUGGACGAGUCGAACGUGCUGGACUCGGGAUUCCUGGAGCGCAUGAACACACUGCUGGCCAACGGAGAGGUGCCCGGCCUGUUCGAGGGCGACGAAUACGCCACGCUGAUGACGCAGUGUAAGGAGGGCGCACAGAAGGAGGGCUUGAUGCUGGACACCCAUGAGGAGCUUUACAAGUGGUUCACGAGUCAGGUGAUCAGGAACCUGCAUGUGGUGUUCACCAUGAACCCGUCGUCAGAGGGACUGAAGGACCGCGCGGCCACGUCACCCGCCCUCUUCAACAGGUGUGUGCUCAACUGGUUUGGUGAUUGGUCCACUGAAGCGCUCUACCAGGUGGGUAAAGAGUUCACCAGCAAGAUGGACCUGGAGAAGCCCAACUACAAAGUGCCCGACUACAUGCCCAUCGUGUACGACAAGCUUCCGCAGCCGCCCACCCACCGCGAGGCUAUCGUCAACGGCUGCGUGUUCGUCCACCAGACGCUGCACCAGGCUAACAACCGCUUGGCUAAGCGUGGUGGCCGCACGAUGGCGAUCACCCCACGCCACUACCUGGACUUCAUCAACCACUACGCCAACCUGUUCAACGAGAAGCGCAGCGAGCUGGAGGAGCAGCAGAUGCACCUCAAUGUGGGACUGCGCAAGAUCAAGGAGACCGUCGAUCAGGUGGAGGAGCUGCGGCGCGACCUGCGGAUCAAGAGUCAGGAGCUGGAGGUCAAGAACGCUGCCGCCAACGACAAGCUGAAGAAGAUGGUGAAGGACCAGCAGGAGGCCGAGAAGAAGAAGGUCAUGAGUCAGGAGAUACAGGAAGCAGUUUACAAGCAGCAGGAAGUGAUCAAAGACAAGCAGCUGCGAGUGAAGCAGGACCUGGACCAGGUGGAGCCGGCCGUCAUCGAGGCUCAGAACGCUGUUAAAUCGAUUAAGAAGCAGCACUUAGUGGAGGUGCGGUCGAUGGCCAACCCGCCGGCGGCAGUCAAGCUGGCGCUGGAGUCCAUCUGUCUGCUGCUGGGCGAGAGCACCACCGACUGGAAGCAGAUUCGCUCCAUCAUUAUGCGCGAGAACUUCAUCCCCACUAUUGUGAACUUUUCUGCUGAUGAGAUCAGUGACUCCAUCCGGGAGAAGAUGAAGAAGAACUACAUGUCCAACCCCAGCUACAACUACGAGCAGGUCAACCGCGCGUCUCUGGCCUGCGGGCCGAUGGUCAAGUGGGCGAUCGCUCAGCUGAAUUACGCAGACAUGCUGAAGCGCGUGGAGCCCCUGAGGAACGAGCUGCAGAAGCUGGAGGACGACGCCACAGACAACAAGACGAAGGCGGAGGAGGUGGAGCAGAUGAUCCGGGACCUGGAGGCUAGCAUCGCGCGCUACAAGGAGGAGUACGCCGUGCUAAUCUCAGAAGCGCAGGCCAUCAAAGCCGACCUGGCGGCCGUGGAGGCGAAGGUGAACCGCAGCACAGCUCUGCUGAAGAGCUUAUCCGCCGAGCGGGAGCGCUGGGAGAAGACCAGCGAGACCUUUAAGAACCAGAUGUCCACGAUCGCGGGCGACUGCCUGCUCUCCGCGGCGUUCGUGGCGUACGCCGGCUACUUCGACCAGCAGAUGAGGCAGAACCUGUUCACCACCUGGUCCCAUCACCUGCAGCAGGCCAACGUGCAGUUCCGCACAGACAUCGCCAGGACGGAGUAUCUGUCGAACGCUGACGAGCGACUGCGCUGGCAGGCUAACUCUCUGCCGGCCGACGACCUGUGCACGGAGAACGCCAUCAUGCUGAAGAGGUUCAACCGGUAUCCGCUCAUCAUCGACCCCUCGGGUCAGGCCACCGAGUUCAUCAUGAACGAGUACAAGGACCGCAAGAUCACGCGCACCAGCUUUCUGGACGACGCCUUCAGGAAGAACCUGGAGAGCGCUCUGCGUUUCGGCAACCCUCUGCUGGUGCAGGACGUGGAGAGCUACGACCCGAUCCUGAACCCGGUGCUGAACCGAGAGGUGCGGCGCACCGGAGGCCGAGUGCUCAUCACGCUCGGGGAUCAGGACAUCGAUCUGUCCCCGUCCUUCGUCAUCUUCCUCUCCACGCGAGACCCCACGGUGGAGUUCCCCCCCGACCUCUGCUCUCGCGUGACCUUUGUGAACUUCACGGUGACCCGCAGCAGCCUCCAGAGCCAGUGCCUGAACGAGGUCCUGAAGGCCGAGCGGCCCGACGUGGACGAGAAGCGCUCCGACCUCCUGAAGCUCCAGGGUGAGUUCCAGCUGCGUCUGCGUCAGCUCGAGAAGUCUCUCCUGCAAGCCCUGAACGAGGUCAAGGGUCGUAUCCUGGACGACGACACCAUCAUCACGACCCUGGAGAACCUGAAGAAGGAGGCGGCGGAGGUGACGAGGAAGGUGGAGGAGACCGACAUUGUGAUGCAGGAGGUGGAGUCGGUGUCGCAGCAGUACCUGUCCCUGGCCUCGGCCUGCAGCAGCAUCUACUUCACCAUGGAGGCGCUUAACCAGAUGCACUUCCUGUACCAGUACUCGCUGCACUUCUUCCUGGACAUCUACCACACUGUGCUGUACGAGAACUCGAACCUGAAGAGUGUGAGCGACCACACACAGCGCCUGACGCACAUCACCAAAGACCUGUUCCAGGGCGCGUUUAACCGAGUGGCUCGAGGGAUGCUGCAUCAGGAUCACAUCACGUUCGCUGUACUGCUCGCCCGGAUCAACCUGAAGGGCCUGACCAGCGAACCCUCGUACGACGCAGAGUUCCAGCACUACUUGCGUGGGAAGGAGAUUGUGUUGAGCGGGGCGAGCGUGCCGAAGUUGAAGGGUCUGAGCGGAGAGCAGGCGGAGGCCAUGGUGCGCCUCAGCCGAGUGCCAGCCUUCAGAGACCUGGUGUCCACCGUCCAGGCGGAUGAGCAAUUCUUUAUGUGGCUGGAGAGCAACUCGCCUGAGCUGUCGGUGCCGUACCUGUGGAGCGAAGAGAAGGCGUCCACUCUGAUUGGUCAGGCCGUCCACCAGCUGCUGCUGAUCCAGGCGUUCAGACCCGAUCGUCUGCUGGCCAUGUCACACAUCUUUGUGUCCAAAAUCCUGGGAGAAAACUUCAUGGCCAUCAUCGAUCAGCCACUAGACCUGGCCAACAUCGUGGACAGCGAGGUGAAGCCGGGGACGCCGGUGCUGAUGUGUUCUGUGCCCGGGUACGAUGCUAGUGGUCUAGUGAGGGAUCUCGCCGCCGAGCAGAACAAACACAUCACCUCCAUCUCCAUCGGUUCUGCUGAAGGGUUUAAUAAGGCGGACCGAGACAUCAACACAGCGGUGAAGUCGGGCAGGUGGGUGAUGCUGGAGAACGUGCAUCUGGCUCCCGGUUGGCUGAUGCAGCUGGAGAAGAAACUCCACUCCAUGCAACCGCACGCCAGUUUCCGGCUCUUCCUCACCAUGGAGAUCAACCCGAAGGUGCCGGUGAACCUGCUGCGUGCCGGACGCAUCUUCGUGUUCGAGCCUCCUCCGGGUAUGAAGGCCAACAUGCUGCGCACCUUCAGCAAUAUCCCUGUGGCGCGCAUGUGUAAGUCCCCGAACGAGCGCGCGCGCCUGUACUUCCUGCUGGCCUGGUUCCACGCCGUCAUCCAGGAGCGGCUCCGUUACGCUCCGCUCGGCUGGUCCAAGAAAUACGAGUUCGGGGAGUCGGACCUGCGCUCCGCCUGCGACACCAUCGACACCUGGCUGGAUGACACGGCGAAGGGUCGGCAGAACAUCUCUCCGGAUAAGAUCCCGUGGGCGGCUCUGAAGACUCUGAUGGCUCAGUCGAUCUACGGCGGGCGCAUCGAUAACGAGUUCGACCAGCGGCUCCUGAACACGUUCCUGGAUCGGCUCUUCACCACCAGCAGCUUCGACAGCGAGUUCAAGCUGGCGCUCAAAGUGGACGGGCACAAGGACAUCAAGAUGCCCGACGGCAUCCGGCGUGAGGAGUUCAUCCACUGGGUGGAGCUGCUGCCGGACACUCAGACUCCAUCAUGGCUCGGGCUGCCGAGUAACGCAGAGAAGGUCCUGCUCACGACUCAGGGCAUUGACAUGAUGGGGAAGCUGUUGAAGAUGCAGAUGUUGGAGGAUGAGGACGACCUGGCGUACGAGACGGAGAAGAAGCGCUCGACGUCCUCGACUGACGCCCAGCCGGCCUGGAUGAGAACGCUCCUGUCCACCGCUCGCAACUGGCUCCUGCUGAUCCCCGAGGCCGUCAGCCCGCUCAAGCGCACCGUGGAGAACAUCAAGGACCCGCUGUUCCGCUUCUUCGAGCGCGAGGUGAAGAUGGGCUCCCGCAUGCUGCAGGACGUGCGUCAGGAUCUGACGGAUGUGGUUCAUGUGUGUGAGGGCAAGAAGAAGCAGACCAACGACCUGCGCACGCUCAUCAACGACCUGGUCAAAGGCAUUCUCCCGCGCAGCUGGUGUCGCUACACCGUCCCGGCGGCCAUGACGGUGAUCCAGUGGGUGUCGGACUUCAGCGAGAGGAUCCAGCAGCUGCAGCAGAUCUCACAGGGGGCGGCCACUGGGGGCGCUAAAGAGCUCAAGAACAUCCAUGUGACCCUGGGGAGCCUGUUCGUGCCCGAGGCCUACAUCACCGCCACCCGCCAGUACGUGGCUCAGGCCAACAGCUGGUCUCUGGAGGAACUGUGUCUCGAGGUCAACGUCACAUCAGCACAGGGAGCAGCCCUCGACGCCUGCAGCUUCGGCAUCAAGGGUCUGAAGCUGCAGGGAGCCGUGUGCGCAAACAACAAGCUCUCUCUGUCCACCACCAUCUCCACUGACCUCCCGCUGACACAACUACGCUGGAUGAAGCAGAGCAACAGCGAGAAGAGGAACAUGGUCACACUGCCCGUGUAUCUGAACUUCACGCGGGCCGACCUCAUCUUCACCGUUGACUUUGACAUCGCCACCAAGGAAGACCCGCAUCACUUCUACGAGCGCGGGGUCGCGGUCCUGUGCACCGAGUAGAACACGCUUUACCCAGCAUGCCUCAGUGUAGAGGAAGAGCUCGAACGCUUCUCUUUACCCAGCAUGCCUCAGUGUAGUGUAGUGUAAUCAUAACUGUGUAGUGUAAUCAUAACUGUGUAGUGUAAUCAUAACUGUGUCUUUACUGGGACGAGGUCAGAAGGUCAGAAGCAUGUUGGACGAUGGACUGUGUGUGUUUCUCACACAGAUGUUUUAGUGGAACCGACGAGAAUUGUGUGUUUUAGAUGGAAAAAUGGAAGUUGAUCAGUUUAGCUUGAUUGGUGGUUUUCAAUAAAGCUCAGAUGUUCCUGAA